AUGGCAAGUAUCAUUCCUGUCAACCUCACACCCCUUACUCAUACCAUGACUACAGGCCCCAUUGUCCGUAUAGCACCAAACUGGUACAGCAUCUCUGACCCUUCGGCUACAAGGUUAAUCUAUGGUCAAGGCUCUAAAUAUCUAAAGUCGGAAUGGUACGAUGCCUGGAACUUUGACAGCGACCUAAGUUUGACAAAUCUGUUCUCGGAGAGAUCCUCAAAAAAGCAUUCAGAGGAUCGCAAAAAGGUCGCCUCGUUAUAUUCAAUGACCUCAAUAUUGGCAUAUGAGCCAUUCGUGGACAAUUGCAUCGACAUUUUUAAGCAGCGACUGGACGAGUUUGCAACAAGGGGCCAGCUCAUUGAUAUGAGUCAUUGGCUACAGUGUUACGCUUUCGAUGUGAUCGGACAGAUUACUUUCGGCGAUCGGUUCGGGUUCCUCGAUGCAGGCAAAGACGUAGGAAAUAUGAUUGAGUUCCUCGAUGGCUCCUUCACUAUUUGCUCCUAUCUCGGCUUGUACGCCUGGCUGUAUCCAAUGUUCAUGAAGGUUGGCAAAUAUCUAGACAUAGAUCAAAGCUUUUUGACUAUAUUCAGCUCCAGACACAUCCAGAAUGCAAAGAUUACAAUGAAGAACCAUCACGCCGAUCUUCCAACAUAUAUGGCUAUGAAGGUCGUUGUCGCCCAAGCGCAGGAUCCGGAGAAGCUUUCCGACCACGAUAUCCUAGCCACCGCUGCCUCUAAUAUUGGAGCGGGAAGUGAUACAACUGGUAUCAGCUUAAGCUCGAUUCUGUACCACUUGCUUCAUGCACCUGCAUGUAUGCAGAGACUGUGUGAGGAGAUCAAUUCGUCUGGAAUAAAUGGCAACCCGACAUUCAAAGAGACACAGGCAAUGCCAUAUCUUCAGGCUGUUAUCAAAGAGUCGUUGCGCGUUCAUCCAGCCACAGGAUUUCCAAUGUUCCGUGUUGUUCCCCAGGGCGGGGAGGUACUUGCUGGUCAGUUCUUCCCAGAAGGGACAAAUGUUGGGGUGAACAGUUGGGUCUCACACUACGACAAAAAUAUCUAUGGGCUUGAUGCAGCUACCUUCAGACCUGAACGAUGGCUCGAAGUGGAUGAACAGCAGUCCAAACUGAUGGAGCAAAACUUCAUGCCGUUUGGUAUGGGAUCAAGAACAUGCAUUGGGAAGAACAUCUCAUUGUUGGAGAUGAGUAAAUUGAUUCCAGUGUUGGUACGAGACUUUGCUUUCGAGUUGAGCCGGGACAACAGGGUUGAUGGGUGGAGGACAAGGGCCAGAUGGACCCAGGACCUUGUCUAUCUUCUGAUUGCAUGA
Penicillium samsonianum is the source of this 1323-nucleotide messenger RNA. Its product is annotated as cytochrome P450. Bases 1 to 1323 code for a protein of 440 amino acids. The record is from RefSeq and is a predicted model, not a curated record. The transcript is spliced from 4 exons. Gene Ontology annotation, molecular function: iron ion binding; monooxygenase activity; oxidoreductase activity, acting on paired donors, with incorporation or reduction of molecular oxygen. Lineage: Eukaryota; Fungi; Ascomycota; Eurotiomycetes; Eurotiales; Aspergillaceae.